Messenger RNA from Gymnodraco acuticeps, 3276 nucleotides. It is a transcript of the gene mapk14b, whose product is annotated as mitogen-activated protein kinase 14b. Gene Ontology annotation, biological process: intracellular signal transduction; protein phosphorylation. Gene Ontology annotation, cellular component: nucleus; cytoplasm. NCBI's taxonomy places the organism in Eukaryota, Metazoa, Chordata, Actinopteri, Perciformes, Bathydraconidae. The record is from RefSeq and is a predicted model, not a curated record. Gene Ontology annotation, molecular function: MAP kinase activity; ATP binding.
CGUGUCUAGAACAGUGCGAAAAAUUCAGCGAAAGAUAGUCCAGACCGAGCUUCCUGACCCGAGCCCGUUUAGCAGAGGAAGUUGUCUCAAAGAGCCCCGACGUGCACGCAGAGGUGGGAAUUUGCUUUGCACAACUGCACCGAAUCUGCAGGACUGGGUGGCGGAAGUUUUUCUUAUGUGAAAGGGUACCGUCUCAGUUUUUAGUUUUUUUGUAUCAGGGAGCAGCACCACACCACGUCGUGCCACUCACGGGGAGGAGAGGAGAGAGGGCAGAAGUUUCCGCUGGCUUGUUUUGUCGCUGCGCGGCUGGUAAAUCCGCAGGAAUGUCGCAGAAGGAGAGACCCACUUUCUACCGACAGGAGCUCAACAAAACCGUGUGGGAGGUCCCGGAGCGGUACCAGAACUUAUCUCCCGUCGGCUCCGGAGCUUACGGAUCCGUAUGUUCGGUGUAUGACCUGAAGACAUGCCAGAAAAUUGCAGUGAAGAAGUUGUCCAGACCCUUCCAGUCCAUCAUCCACGCAAAGAGAACCUACAGAGAGCUGCGGCUGCUCAAACACAUGAAGCACGAGAAUGUGAUCGGUCUAUUAGGUUUCACUCCAGCAACAAGCUUAGAGGAGUUCAAUGAUGUAUACUUGGUGACCCACCUAAUGGGUGCAGACCUUAACAACAUCGUCAAGUGUCAAAAGCUGACCGAUGACCACGUCCAGUUCCUCAUCUACCAGAUUCUCCGAGGCUUAAAGUACAUCCAUUCUGCAGAUAUUAUCCACAGGGACUUGAAGCCUAGUAAUCUGGCUGUGAAUGAAGACUGUGAGCUCAAGAUCCUGGACUUUGGUUUGGCACGGCACACAGAUGAUGAGAUGACCGGCUACGUAGCCACCCGGUGGUACCGAGCCCCAGAGAUCAUGCUCAACUGGAUGCACUACAAUAUGACAGUGGAUAUCUGGUCGGUGGGCUGCAUCAUGGCUGAACUACUCACUGGACAGACGCUCUUCCCUGGCACAGACCAUAUAAACCAGCUGCAGCAGAUAAUGCGCCUGACGGGGACGCCCCCAGCCUCCCUCAUAGGCAGGAUGCCCAGCCAUGAGGCGAGGAACUACAUUAACUCACUUCCUCAAAUGCCUAAGAGGAACUUUGCUGAUGUGUUUAUCGGUGCCAACCCUCUUGCUGUGGACUUACUGGAGAAAAUGCUGGUGCUAGACACAGACAAACGGAUCACAGCCUCCGAGGCUCUAGCCCACCCGUACUUCACCCAGUACCACGACCCGGACGACGAGCCAGAAGCAGAGCCUUAUGACCAGAGCUUUGAAAGUCGUGAGCUGGAGAUUGAGGAAUGGAAGAGGUUAACCUACGAGGAGGUAGUCAGUUUUGAGCCGCCGUCAUUCGAUGGAGACGAGAUGGAAUCCUGAGUUGGAGGAAGAGGAGGCACCUUUUACUUCCGUAUUUUGUUUUCCAAGAAACACUCUUUAAGGACUAUGAGUCUGUGAUGACUAUCCACCACUUUCUUACACUUAUAUACACACACACACACACACACACACACACACACACACACCACACACACACACACACACACACACACACACCCCCAUGACAUUCAAGUGCCUGCCGUCAUUAAUCUCCGGGGGAAGUUGUUUUAUCAGGGAUACAACUCCACAUCCUGUUCCUUCUGUCCCCUACUUUGCUGUUUUUGUUACUCGCUGAGGCAGACUUUAAAUUAUCCUUAUAUUUUUAUUGAGUUUUUACCUUCUUUAUUGUUAAUAUUGAUCCCCUCUUUGAUUCAGAAAACUACAAACAAUGUCAGUAACUCCUUUUAUGCAUUUUAUAAAACAAAUGACCACUCGGCAGUAAUUAAUAUUGUAGGAAAUAAGUUUGAUAGAAACCUUUCAUACUGCAGUGUGUCUAAAGUUGAUCUUUCCCCCACACAUUUAAUUAAAACAAUAUUUCUAUCAUAUUAGAGAAUUGUGUAAAUAUGUCAAACAGUAUUUGUACAGAAGUAAUUUAGACAAUAGUUAACCUAUUUCUAUAAUAGACAUAAUAUCUGAGUCACACUUAGCUGAACCCUUUGAAAGUAGGAUGUUUAUUACUAGAGUUUAGUCCAAAAUGGCAUAUUAAAAUAUUCAGUGUGUUAUUUAAUACAAGCAUUUAUAGGAUAGGCUAAAAUAUAAAAUAUUUACCUCUACACAUUCUACACUUUUGCAUGAAAAAGCCGGAUUUGGCUAGUUAGUUUUUUUUUGGUGUGUUUUUUCCCACCACAACACCAACUGACAAUGUACUUUAAUCAUAUUGCAUUUAUAAAACACAGUACUAUUAAUGUUAAUUGAAUGUUCGGGGCACCAGUUCGCCCUGUAUUUAUGAUAUUUUGUUAUGUUGUUUGUAUAUCGAUGUAAAAGAGAAUAUUAUUUGUCAGAUUUUAAGGUUCUUUUAUUAUUUAUGGAAAGCUUACUGUUUCAGAAACCAAAUGUAUCGUCAAUGAUCUCAAAUGUCUUUUAAGCCGUGGUGACUGCCGUUACAGCUUGUCAGGAACAUUGUGAGUACAAUGUUGCAGAUAUUCUAGCAGUUCUCGAACAUGUAUUUAUCAUAUUGUGUUCACUGAGGCACUGCCCUCCAAAGCUAUCUUAUUUUGAAAAGAAAUUCAAUAUAAAACCUAAAAGAAAAAAUAUGUAUUCCAUGAUUUUGUAUUGUCGCCAAAACCACUAAACAGUAUACUCAUUGUCCUGAAGUGUACUACAAAAAUUGACAAAAUCUUAUUUCCAUGUGAACUAUUUUAGGGAUCCUUGUGAGAUACACACUAUAUCCACAGUAACUCUGGCCAAUGUCUACUAAACACCAGUGUCUUCACAAUUUAAUUUGUAACUGCUUGUUUUCUUGUAGAUUUCUCCUAAUAUUAUUUUAUUCUUUGUGUGUUAAAUCAAGAUGUGAUGUUAUCCUGUGAUUCUUGUAAUAUUGAUUGUUUUUGUAGCAAUGCUAGAAUUGUAUUUGUCAUUCAUUUGAAUAAUUUAGCAAGGCACAUGUUUGUAAGACAGAGUGUACGUUUACUCACUGGAUGCUGAAGGGCAAUGCUGAAGCCUCGUUCUUUGUAGUAUUAAAACUAGAUAGGAUAUUUAUCUUGUUCCAUAUUCAAUUAUCAGUAGUUAAUUUGGUAAAUGGUUUCUUUCUUUGCCUGAGAUGUGUUCAUAUCUUUUUAUUACUAUAUGCUUCAUCACAUGUACCAAGACAGCACGCCACCUGUAAAUACCACCAUUAGAAAAUAAAGGCUACUAUUUUUCAAACUUGUAA